UGUUCUUUGAAUUGUGGAAUUGCUUGUAAAAUAUUAUUUUGACAUGGAAACAGCUUUUAACUCAGAAAUGAACAGUUCCAAAUUAAACAGCAGUGAUGCAUCCAAAAUUUGUGGAUACUGUAAAAAGUCAUUUUCCCGGCAAAGUACUUUGCGAAAGCACAUUAUGAUCAUUCAUACAAAAGACGCACCCUUUGCUUGUGAUUCAUGUGACAAAGUGUACUGUUAUGAAAGUGACUUGAAAGCCCAUCAGGUAUCACAUUCCGGAGUGAAGCAGUAUUCUUGCGAUAUUUGUGGGCAUUCCUUUGUUCAUGAGAAAAGUUUGUACACGCAUUUGAGGACUCACACCGGGGAGAAACCUUAUUCUUGCGAGUACUGCCAAAAGACUUUUGCAGUGAGUGGAAAUUUGGGCAUUCACAGGAAAAUCCACACUGGAGAAAAGCCUUUUGCCUGCGAUCAAUGUGAUAGAGCAUAUCUGACAAAGAGAAGCCUUGAAAUACAUAUGAGUACUCAUACUGGAGGAAGGCCCUUUCCUUGCGAACAAUGUGGGAAGGCAUUUCCUGUACUCGAAAGUCUGAAGAAACAUAUGCGGCGUCAUGCUAGGAAUAAAAUGUAUUCUUGUAAUCAUUGUAUGAAAGAAUAUAGUACGAAUGAAAGUUUAAAAAGGCAUUUGAAAAUUCACGAAAGAGAAACACUUGAUUCUAAUGAAUGCUGUGACAAGACAAGUAUUAAAAAGCCUUUUCCUUGCAACAGCUGUGGAAAAGCAUUUUGGGAAAUGGGAAUAUUAAAAAAGCAUAUUAGAAUUCAUACUGGAGAAAAGGCAUUUUCUUGUCAAUACUGUGAAAAAGCAUUUACCCAAAAGACAAAUAUGCUAAGACAUCUAAGAGUUCAUACCAAAGAAAGACCGUUCACUUGCGAAUAUUGUGAUGCAUCAUUCGCUCAGCAUGGAGCUUUAAAGAAUCAUGUAAAAACCCAUAGUGGAGAGAGACCCUACGCCUGUACCUAUUGUGAACGAACUUUUGCUAGAAAAGACAAUUUAGGUGUGCAUUUGAGAACUCACAGCAAUAGUGAAACUGUAAAACUAUUGGAACCGCUCUAACUGUUGUGCAAAUCUUAUGUUCAGAAUCGCAAGUUCGAAAAAACCUUUAAAUACUAAGAAAAAACAGACUGCAUGAAUUGAUAGUUUUUAAGGUCCAUGUUACUAGAUUUAAGACGUUUCAUUUUGUACUGAUAUAUUGUUCAGUUUUUUGAUAAAAGUUGAAGCUGUGUGCUUUAUUGUAGGCUAGCUACUAUUUUAUUUUUAAGUAAUUAAAAAUUUUAUG
Uloborus diversus is the source of this 1319-nucleotide messenger RNA. RefSeq names its product gastrula zinc finger protein XlCGF8.2DB-like. The record is from RefSeq and is a predicted model, not a curated record. Gene Ontology annotation, cellular component: nucleus. The transcript has a single exon. Bases 44 to 1096 code for a protein of 350 amino acids. NCBI's taxonomy places the organism in Eukaryota, Metazoa, Arthropoda, Arachnida, Araneae, Uloboridae.